Macrosiphum euphorbiae (potato aphid) is the source of this 1701-nucleotide messenger RNA. NCBI's taxonomy places the organism in Eukaryota, Metazoa, Arthropoda, Insecta, Hemiptera, Aphididae. The record is from the annotation of a GenBank genome assembly.
AUGAUGAACAACGAUCAAGAUGAAGAGCUCAAGCUUAGCAAAACGCAUUUUGAUGCGAUCAAACUGUUGGAGGGAGCUCUACAAAAAAUGGAUGGAAUUAUAUCGACGGAGCCAACAUCAAAUUCAAGUUGUUUUACCAAUGCAAAUGGACAGACUGUAUUAAACAAUUUUAUUCAACAAGAAAAUUCUGAAGAUUCUUCUGAUCAUUUAGAGUCAAAGCUCCGAGUUUCUAUGUUAAAUAAUCAAGUUGAUAUUCUUUUAAGAAAACUAAAUCAUCUAGAAAAAUAUCUAUUGCAACAAAAUGAUUUAAGAAAAAAAGCUGAAAGUAAGCUCCAAGAGGAAAUGAUUUUAAAAUCGAAACUAGAAACGGAAAAACUUGAAGUUAUUGCUAUGUUAACUAAUUUGAAAUUAGUAAAUGCUAGGCUAACUAAGGAAAACAUGGACCUUAAAGAAAUGAUAAUAAAUAAUCAAAAUGCACAGAAUUCAAUUACAUCAUCAUGUACAUCAGAAGUAGUAAACUCUCAGUUUCAACGUUCAAAAAACCACGGAUCACGUUUCUAUUGUAGUUUGCCUCGACAUAAUAUUUCAAAAAAGAAAAAUGAAAACCAGAAUAUUAAUAAUGAGUUAUUAAAUGAUAUUACUGAAUCAUGUGCAAAUUUAAUGAACAGAAAAUCACAGUUUGACAAAUGUUCUUCAGCUCCAAAUUUAGUUGAUUCAAAACACGACUGCCAAAAUGAACAAAUAUUAGAAAAUAGUUCAAGUCUCUUUUCCAGUACCAAAAUUUAUUCUUUUCAAAAUUCAAAUUUACUUUUUAGUGAGUUAAACCGUCAACAGUUACGAGAUUGGUUUGCUGAACAAGGUAUUGAUUAUGUUUUAGAUGGAUCAAAAUUAUGGCCUACUUCUGGAAAAGAAUUGAUUUCUUCUUCCAUCAGUGAGAUUGACGAAAAAUUUAAAUUUAAACAUUGGUUACAUAGAAAAAAGCUAAUUUUAGCCAUUCAAUUUGAAAAAGAUCCAAAUAAGUUAUUUGAUGAAGACAAAUAUCUGGCCAAAGCAAGAUAUUUAAAUACGUCUUGGGUACUACAAUGGUUAGACGACAUAGGUCUUCCACAGUAUAAAGAACCAUUUUCUCUGGCAGCUAUAAAUGGUACCCUUUUAAACAGACUCACCAAAGACGAUUUUCUAAUGAUGCCAUUUGAAAAUUCAGAUUUACAUUUCUCUAGUCUCCGAUAUGGAAUAAAGGUGUUGAGAAAGAAUAAUUUUGAUCCUGAAUGUUUGAUCCGUCGGUCUAAUACUAACAAAAAUGAUGAUGAUUGUAAUUUAUCACAAUGGACAACUCAUAGAGUAAUGGAAUGGCUUUGUAGUGUCAAUUUGGCUGAAUAUGCAUCUAAUUUAAGGGGUUCUGGUGUUCAUGGUGGAUUAAUAGUAUAUGAUGACAGAUUUACUUCUGAGCUUCUAGCUGACAUUUUAUUCAUACAACAGAGCAAAACAUUGCUGAGACGUCAUUUAAGCAUACAGUUCAGCCAGCUGAUAGGAAGAGAUUUAAAUCAAAAGAAAAGAGAUGAUCAGUGCAAACCAAAGUAUAGGCCCUUGACAAUAUCAUCUAAGACUAAAAUUCAAAAAAAAUCACAAUUUUCAUUGAAGAGGAAAAAACAUAACAAUGAACUGAGUAUUGGCGAUCUAAUUUGUCCGAUGGACGAUUAA